Molecule: messenger RNA, 2157 nt
Organism: Hipposideros armiger (great roundleaf bat)
Lineage: Eukaryota; Metazoa; Chordata; Mammalia; Chiroptera; Hipposideridae
Gene: ARL5A
Product: ARF like GTPase 5A
Exons: 7
Coding region: 403-993 (196 amino acids)
Molecular function (GO): GTP binding; GTPase activity
Source: RefSeq, a predicted model, not a curated record
CCCGCGUGUUCUCCGCCGCCGCAGCCGCCCUAGAGGAGCUGGGGGAGGACGGUGGCCCGCGAGGCUCGUCGUAGACAACGCGGCGGCGAUGUCCGCGAGCCAGGAGAGUGCUGCGGCGGCAGCGGCGGGGCCUCGCGCGCGGCAAGGCGGCCUGGGCUUCGGCCUCCCUCCGGUUCCUGGGAAGCCGGCUGGCGGCCAGCGCGGGAGCAGCGGCAGCAGAGGCGGAGGCUCCGGCGCGUCUCUGUCCUCCCCGUCAGCCUGAGCCGGGGGAGGCCAGGCGGCCCGGGUGGCUGUAGGGGGUCCGCUGCCCGAGAAUGGGAAUUCUCUUCACCAGGAUAUGGAGACUGUUCAAUCACCAGGAAUGCUGUUCCAUCUUGGUAAUGCGAGGAAUAGACUGGGGUGAUGCAAAAGCCUAAGGAUGGUCAAAGGAAGUUGAUUUAUUAUAGGCAUACCUCGUUUUAUUGCACUUCUCAGAUACUGCAUUUUUUACAAAUUGAAGAGCACAAAGUUAUCAUUGUUGGGCUGGAUAAUGCAGGGAAAACUACCAUCCUUUACCAAUUUUCUAUGAAUGAAGUUGUACAUACAUCCCCUACAAUAGGAAGUAAUGUAGAAGAGAUAGUGAUUAAUAAUACACGUUUCCUAAUGUGGGAUAUUGGUGGCCAAGAAUCUCUUCGUUCUUCCUGGAACACUUAUUAUACUAACACAGAGUUUGUAAUAGUUGUUGUGGACAGUACAGACAGAGAAAGGAUUUCAGUAACUAGAGAAGAACUCUAUAAAAUGUUAGCCCAUGAGGACCUAAGGAAAGCUGGAUUGCUGAUUUUUGCUAAUAAACAAGAUGUUAAAGAAUGCAUGACUGUAGCAGAAAUCUCCCAGUUUUUGAAACUAACUUCCAUUAAAGAUCACCAGUGGCAUAUCCAGGCGUGCUGUGCUCUUACUGGCGAGGGAUUAUGCCAAGGACUUGAAUGGAUGAUGUCGCGACUUAAGAUUAGAUGAUCUCUACUGAUCUCUUCUCAUAGACUUUGUAUAAACUAAGUGCUGGACUUGACCUGAAAGCUGCAAAAAUUACUGGUUCAGAUAUAUUUAUAAUAAACUGAUUUAAACUUUUUCUAUAAGAAGAAAAAUUAAGACCACUUAUUUGAAAACAAAGAUGAAGUCUCACCUUCCAAUCUACUUUCUCAUUAGUUUCCUCCAAAGGAUUAGUUUAUUCCACAGGUCUUAAAGCUGUGAUCGACAUUUUUCUCAUAAUGAAUCCUCCUCUCAGGACAUUGUGUAGCCUGUGGUAAGUACCAAGGGAGAGGAAGACGUUUUUUAACUUCAAGAGCUUUAUUAUCAGUAUAACCCUCCUUAGUUGAAUGUUAUUCUCUUCUUGUUCCAUUAAGUCAAAAUACAAAUCAGCACAGAUACUCAGUUUCCAAUAUUUUAAAAUAUGAUGUUACUUAUGAAAAGUAUUUUGCAUAACGCUGUGUAUGUAUUGUGUAUAUACCUCAAGUUCAAGUUAAUGACUUUAUGUUCUAAAGAAAAGUGAAUAACAAAAAUUAAUAUCUUUAAUUAUAACCAUAAUGAGAUAAGUACUGACAUUGGUGUUAAGUGCCAAUUUGUACUUUUCCACUAUGUUUUCUGUAUUGUACUAACCAAUCCCCAAAAUUAUUGAGCUGCUCUUUAGAAAGAAAAAGAAGAAGCUUGACUUUGUGUGCCUGUUUUUUUGUUGAUCAGAACACAUAUAUGGAAACGUAUAAUCUAAUGAGUGGAAUAUCUAUCACAUUCUUGGCUUAGUAUUACUAAUGGGCACAAUUGCACAUUGAGCAGUAAUCAUAUUGUUCCCUUUAGUGGACCUUACGCCAUCUAAAUUGCUGAGUAAAUUGUUAAUCCAUUAAUCAGUCUUAAUUGUGAUUAAAGUUACCAACUGAUUUUUUUCAAUUUAAUUGAAAACUUGUGUGAAAUGUCUACCCAGAGAAGUGUCACCUUAUAAAUGUUAUCAAAUAAUUUCCAUAGAUUCUUUUUAGGUAUUAAACUAUAUGUCAAGCAUUUAAAGUGAAUUUGAAAUUAAAAGUAAAGUAUAUUUUCCAAGCAACAAAGAUAAUUUCUUAAUUAGAAAAAUUUUUAUUUCUUAUCUUAAGAGUUGAAAUAGUUUGAGAUUUUUUUGUUUCUGUAAGUUUU